Messenger RNA from Glycine soja, 860 nucleotides. Its product is annotated as zinc finger protein WIP6-like. Gene Ontology annotation, cellular component: nucleus. Lineage: Eukaryota; Viridiplantae; Streptophyta; Magnoliopsida; Fabales; Fabaceae. The transcript is spliced from 2 exons. The coding region runs from base 36 to 860 and encodes 274 amino acids. Gene Ontology annotation, molecular function: DNA-binding transcription factor activity. The record is from RefSeq and is a predicted model, not a curated record. Gene Ontology annotation, biological process: anatomical structure development; regulation of gene expression.
CCCUCUCCCUCACUGCUCUCUCUCACCAAAUCACCAUGCAGAAAACAUACUCUUUCUCCUGCAUAUCCUCUUGUGGAAGUGAUAGUGCCUGCUUAGAAGCUGACGAAGUUAACAAUGAAGAUUCCAUUUCCCUCUCCCUUGGCCCUCCUAGUCAGCACAAAUUCAAAUCCAGAGCCUCUAACCCAAAACACUCUUCUACUAUGCGUGAUCAUCAGCAAAAACCUAGCUCCGAUGACCUGAGUGGUGUAACAGUGGCCCUCCACAUUGGUCUUCCCACCCCCACCGCUGCCACCAAACCUUCUUCCCCUCCAAUUCACGGUCGAUAUUGGAUCCCUACUCCUCAACAAAUCCUCAUUGGACCCACCCAGUUUUCUUGCACAGUCUGUAACAAAACCUUCAACCGUUUCAACAACAUGCAGAUGCAUAUGUGGGGACAUGGAUCCCAGUAUAGGAAAGGAUCGAAUUCAUUGAGAGGGUCAAAAGCAGGUUCUCUAAUGCUGAGGCUACCCUGCUAUUGCUGUGAAGAAGGUUGCAAAAACAACAUAAACUAUCCAAGGUCAAAGCCACUGAAGGAUUUCAGGACCCUCAAAACACACUACAAGAGGAAGCAUGGAGAGAAGCCAUUCGAGUGCAGGAAGUGUCACAAGCCAUUUGCAGUAAGAGGAGAUUGGAGAACACACGAGAAGAAUUGUGGGAAACUUUGGUUCUGCGUCUGUGGUUCUGAUUUCAAGCAUAAGAGGUCCCUUAAAGACCAUGUUCGUGCAUUCGGCAAUGGCCAUGCUUCACAUAACUUGAGUGAAGAAAGAGGGGACGAAGGUGGAGAUGAUGACAGUGAAGUGGCUGUUUUUACUUUCAAAUAA